AUGAAGAAGGCAUCACACAUCUACAGCUUGGGCAACUCGCUGGGUAACGCUAGUGCAGUACAGGGUUACGCUUCGUUUCCGGAGCGCCUACAUCAUGAAUUGACAUCUCGUCAACUUCCGUUGUUUUUUGAUUAUCUCCAGCCUCAGCAGUCACACCUCCUCAAUCUAACCUUGACAGAUCUUUUUCCCAAAUCAGAUCUAUUAUCUCCGAGAACAACUCUCCCAACAAUCGCGCGACCGUCACAUUUACCGCCGGCCCACCAUCUUGUCUACUUCCCCCCUCAAGUCACCCUCUCCCAGCUCCUAGCCGACGGAACCGACACCCUACAUACACCUGGGGCGCCUUUUAAUAGGCGUUUAUGGGCGGGCGGCGGUAUCAAGUUUGCAGUUACGAAUAAGCUGCGGCUUGACGGCGGCCGCGCCGUAUGCAUUGAACGAAUUCGUGAUGUCAUGAUCAAAGGGCAAACUGGAGAAGAAAAAAUAAUAGUCAGGAUCGAGAGACAGAUAGGCACCGUGCAGGAAGAAGAAACAGAACAUGAGAUUAGAAAGCGGGUAUGGAGUGAUGGCGAAAACAUGGAAGCGCAUACAUCGAUCCUCGAGAACAGGGACCUGGUGUUUAUGCGCGACAAAACUGCCGAUCAGCUGGUCCAGGACAAGGCGAGCUUUUCGCAAACCCGCAGGAUGAUUAAAUCUCCUACGAACCCGGUGUUCCGUUAUCAGAUGCAGCCCACAAGAGCCCUACUCUUUCGCUUCUCCGCGCUCACUUUCAAUGCUCAUUCCAUUCAUCUUGACAAUGGAUACACCAGCAACAUCGAAGGCUACCGCAACCUCCUUGUUCAUGGGCCCCUAACGUUGACAUUGCUUGUUACAGCCCUUCGACAUCAUCUACAUGGCGGAAGUCUUGAUAUUAUCGACAUCAAGUACAAGAACCUUGCUCCACUUUUUGUUGAGGAGCAGUUAGUCAUCUGUGGUAAACCAAAACCUACCAAAGAUUCAGUAUGGGAUUUGUGGAUCGAGGGAAAAGACGGGGGUGUGGCUGUCCGGGGCACUGCUCACCUUGGGAGCGCUUCCGACAACUGA
Molecule: messenger RNA, 1080 nt
Organism: Aspergillus mulundensis
Lineage: Eukaryota; Fungi; Ascomycota; Eurotiomycetes; Eurotiales; Aspergillaceae
Exons: 2
Coding region: 1-1080 (359 amino acids)
Cellular component (GO): mitochondrion
Molecular function (GO): (3R)-hydroxyacyl-[acyl-carrier-protein] dehydratase activity
Source: RefSeq, a predicted model, not a curated record